Messenger RNA from Beta vulgaris subsp. vulgaris (sugar beet), 596 nucleotides. Its product is annotated as gamma-interferon-responsive lysosomal thiol protein. NCBI's taxonomy places the organism in Eukaryota, Viridiplantae, Streptophyta, Magnoliopsida, Caryophyllales, Amaranthaceae. The transcript has 2 exons. The record is from RefSeq and is a predicted model, not a curated record. Gene Ontology annotation, molecular function: oxidoreductase activity, acting on a sulfur group of donors, disulfide as acceptor. Bases 74 to 412 code for a protein of 112 amino acids.
UCCUUUAAUAUUGCCAAAAAGUUGUUCAAGAUGCAAGAUUUUAUGAAACAGUUGAAAAGAUUCCGCAACUCUUAUGUACAUUCUGUGUUUUAAAUUGAUCCUGCAGCUUGAGCUACAAUAUGCAUAUGAGACUAAUCAGCUAAACCCACCUCAUGCGUAUGUGCCAUGGGUUGUUGUCAACAAUCAGCCACUCCGCGAGGACUACCGGAAUUUCAUCGCAUACAUCUGCAAAGCGUACAGGGGGACAUCAGUGCCCGCAGUUUGUAGAAGUUCAUCUCAGUUUGUGAUCAACGCGUUUGGUGAUGAGACAUUGAGUGCAUCUCAGCAGGCCUGCUAUGUAGAAGACCAGCAGAACUUAACCUCGUUCGUGCCUACAGAAAUUCUUCAGCAGAACAGAGAAGUGUUCACCUGAAGAGAACUCUAAUAUCAACAGUUUUUUUAUCUUUCAGAAAGCGAAAGGCAUUAAGACUUGUCCAGUAGUUAGCUUGCUUUAACUUGUAGACAAUUCCCGUAUGUAUUAAUCACAUGUGAAAGCAGAAAACAAACAAGCCGAGAGAUCUAUUACAAUGGGGAAAAAAACAUCAGUCUAUUGGCUU